Molecule: messenger RNA, 2143 nt
Organism: Boleophthalmus pectinirostris (great blue-spotted mudskipper)
Lineage: Eukaryota; Metazoa; Chordata; Actinopteri; Gobiiformes; Gobiidae
Gene: lhx1a
Product: LIM homeobox 1a
Exons: 5
Coding region: 1-1224 (407 amino acids)
Biological process (GO): neuron differentiation; regulation of transcription by RNA polymerase II
Cellular component (GO): nucleus
Molecular function (GO): DNA-binding transcription factor activity, RNA polymerase II-specific; RNA polymerase II transcription regulatory region sequence-specific DNA binding
Source: RefSeq, a predicted model, not a curated record
AUGGUCCACUGCGCCGGCUGCGAGAGGCCUAUCCUGGACCGCUUCCUGCUGAACGUGCUGGACAGAGCCUGGCACGUCAAGUGCGUGCAGUGCUGCGAGUGCAAGUGUAACCUCACGGAGAAGUGCUUCUCUCGAGAGGGGAGACUCUACUGCAAAAAUGAUUUCUUUAGGCGCUUCGGAACCAAGUGUGGCGGAUGCGCGCAGGGCAUCUCUCCCAACGACCUGGUCCGCCGCGCCCGGAGCAAAGUGUUCCACCUGAACUGCUUCACGUGUAUGAUGUGCAAUAAGCAGCUGUCCACGGGCGAGGAGCUCUACAUUAUCGACGAGAACAAGUUCGUGUGCAAAGAAGACUACCUAAGCAACGCCUCCGUAAAGGACACGAACCUCCUCUCAGUGACGGCGUGCAGCGACCCCAGCCUCUCCCCGGACUCCCAGGACCCGCUGCAGGACGACGUGGUGCUAAAGGACACGGAGAUAGCGGCGCUGUCCGACAAGGAGACGGUGAACAACGAGAACGACGACCAAAACCUGGGCGGCAAGAGGCGAGGCCCGCGGACCACCAUCAAGGCGAAGCAGCUGGAGACGCUCAAAGCCGCGUUCGCCGCGACGCCCAAACCCACCAGACACAUCAGGGAACAGCUCGCCCAAGAGACCGGGCUCAACAUGCGGGUCAUUCAGGUGUGGUUUCAGAACAGGAGGUCUAAAGAGCGGAGGAUGAAGCAGCUCAGCGCGUUAGGGGCCCGGAGACACGCCUUCUUCAGGAGCCCCAGACGAAUGAGGACCCUGGUGGACCGUCUGGAGCCCGGAGAACUCAUCCCCAACGGGCCCUUCUCCUACUACGGAGACUACCAGAGCGAAUACUACGGUCCGGGAGGGAACUACGACUUCUUCCCGCAGGGGCCCCCCUCGUCCCAGGCUCAGACCCCCGUGGACCUGCCCUUCGUGCCCUCCUCGGGCCCCACCGGGACCCCGCUGGGAGGCAUGGACCACCCGCUCCCCGGCCACCACCCGUCCAGCGAGGUCCAGCGCUUCUCCGAGAUCAUGUCCCACCAUCCCGGAGACUCCCCCAGCCCGGAGCCGGGCAUCCCGGGGCCGCUCCACAGUAUCCCGUCGGAAGUGUUCGGCCCCAGCCCCCCCUUUACCUCACUGUCCCUGAACGGCAGCGGAUACAACAGCCACCUUUCCCACCCGCCUUCGGAAAUGAGCGAGGGCACCGUGUGGUAGCCGGGAGACGCCAAGGAUUCGAACUUCUGAAUAUGAGGAGGAGGAAGAGGAGGAAGAAAAGGAGGGAUGGGCAGACUUUGGGAGGAGGGGGUCCAGGCAGGGAAAGGGAACGGCCCCGGGAAACGUGCACGAGGAGAGAUUUAUAAACACACUGGAAUUCUCCCACACCGAUUACAAUGCCACUUUUUUUGGUAAUAGAAUCUAACUUUCAACAAAAAUAAUAAUACAAAAUUUAUCUAAGCAUGAGAUCUUAUACUCCACACCUGCUCAAAUGAAUAUCUACUUUUGAUAUUUGUUUUAGUAUCUGAUUUUUGAUAUUUUUGACGAGCCUACACUGAAAUGAACAUUGUGAAAGUUGAAGGGUGUUUAUUUCUUAAUCAUCUCCUCGGGCUCCUGGCGUUAAACGUGGGGCCCGAGGAAAUAUUUAUUUAUAUAUAGACUAGAUUUUAUUAUAAAUUCAAGUUUGCUUCUUUAAACUUGCCAAUAAUGAUUCACACGGUGUUCGCUGUUACAAAUCUGACGACAUCGUUCACAUGAAAAUCUCUUCUACUAAUUUAAUCUCUGAGCUGUGAAAACCAAAAUCUGACUUGUAGUGUUUCUUUCUUCUGUUCUAUUUCCCAUCAGAAUUAGACUUUACUGAGUUUUCCUGCAUGAGCAGAGUUUCCCAAAUGUCUAAACAGUGUCUCUUUAUAAACUCUCCUUGUACCGGCCCCGGGGCCCAAACUGAGCUUUACUUUGGGUGACCUCAUAUUUAUUAUUUAUUUAUUUUUGCUUUGGCGUUCUGUGCGAGAACUGAAUAUUUCUCUUGUGUUUUGGUGUUUUGAGUGCAACGUUUCAAACGCCCGACCUGAGAGACUGGAUUUAAACAGGGCACAGACUGAUCUGCUGAGGGACCCCCCCUCUGGGACCCCCGUUUCGA